This is a messenger RNA of Babesia bigemina, 2640 nucleotides long. RefSeq names its product membrane protein, putative. Lineage: Eukaryota; Apicomplexa; Aconoidasida; Piroplasmida; Babesiidae. The transcript has a single exon. The record is from RefSeq and is a predicted model, not a curated record. Gene Ontology annotation, molecular function: carbonate dehydratase activity; zinc ion binding. Bases 1 to 2640 code for a protein of 879 amino acids.
AUGACGUCUUCUGUGCUUGCGGUCAAGAAAACGGGAUCGGGAUUCUCCGGCGUAUCGUCGGGCCCCCUUCCUCUCCGCAUGCUGUCUGUCUUGGUGUUAAUGGUGACUGUGUCCCUUAACGUCCCGUCCUCUGUGGCUUUGGAAACGCGACAGAGGUUUUCUUCGCCUAUCGGAAUCGUCAAUAACGUGAAUGUAGCCUCCCCAAACAACUUUGAGUCGCCUAUCAUAGUGCAAGAAGAGAACCAGUCCUGGAAUGUGGCAGAGCCACAUAUUGCUACCAUCAACGCACACCGCGUAGAUACCCACUCGCAAAAAACCGAAAGCAAGACUGUGCCUGCAUGGGAUUACGCGCGCCAUGGUGCUGACUGGACCUCGGGUAUGUGCAAAAUCGGCUCCAUGCAGUCUCCAGUGGAUCUACACGUGGAUGGUCUGGUGAGCCGUAGACCAGAAAAUCUCAAGCAAGUGUUCGAGUCUGUGCUUAAAGGAGACACUACAGUGAAUACUCUGAGUGAUGGUUGGAAGCGCGGAGAUAUCGUCUAUUCGUAUCGUCAUCUCAUAUCGUCCGUACAGGUGAUGCGCACCGACAAAGUAUUCCGACUGUCGAUUCCGGCUAACGAAGGAUCUACGUUCGGCGCACUAUUCACUACCGACAGACCUAACUUGUACAUGGCAACCCACAUCGAGUUUCACUCGCCCAGUGAGCACACCUUCGAAGGUUCUGCCAACAGGCGCCAGGUGGAGGUGCAGAUCUGGCAUUACUACGGUGACGACUCGGGCGCUGAUUCAGGAAUCAGAAGCCUGGAGUUAAACGAGCAUACCGACAUGAACGUGCUGGUGAGCACGCAUGACGCCGAUAUGAUUAACCGUGUUAACAAAGUUGGCGCUCAAAGGAUGGAUGCCGAAAGUAAGUUGUCGUCUAAAAAGGCUGAAGAAUCUCAUAAAUCGGAGGAGCCCGCCGCUAAGAAUGAUAAAUCUAAUGAGGUGGAUGAUAGUAAAUCUAAGAGUGAUGAGGGUGAUAAAACAUCCUCCCAUGAUCAGGCCGACAAGACCCCACACGUCGAUCAUUUCGCCGAUAGCCACCAAAAUGACAAGCCAGUUGCGGAUGAUGUUACCAAGGAUGUUCAUAGUGAGACUUAUGUACAGCCUUCGACGUCAGACAAACCGGGAGAGCAUGGAACCGCAGAGGUUUCAUCUGCGAGCGACAAAUCGACGCCGCCCGUCGUAAACGAAUCGCAGUCUGAGGGUGCUGAUACGAAAAAAGAAGAAAAAUCGCCUUAUGUGAUUGUUGACAUCGACGGGAACAAGAUCGGGCAAAACAAACCGUCAGGCAGUGCUUCCGCAACCAAUAAUACCCGCGGUCAUUCAGAAGAUGUCAAAUCGGCGACAAAAUCCGUUGCCGUAGCUGAAAAGCAUGAGGAACACAAGGACAGCGAUCCCGACGACUAUGAGGAUAUAGAUGACGAGGAAGACGAUGAAGUGGAUGAUGGAGAGGACAUAAAGGAUGCCAACUUCGUAAACGACGAAGCCGGUGCCAGCUUUAUCGAGGUUCUGAGCGAUGUCGAGAUGGCAGAUGGACAUCACGUCAUAAACCCGAACUUCGCAAAUACCAAGCCACACGAUGCGGUGGUACAUUCAGUGCGCAACGGCAGUUACAGGGGCAACCUUCACCAAGAGCAAAACAAUACUCCCCUGGCAAUUAGUGACAAAGCUGAAAACAUUUCGGAUAUGCAUGCUCAAUCUACGGGUGAAAAGCUUACUGAUAAACAUGCCGAUGCCGCAAAACCUGCUGAUUCAGCUGAUGGAAAAAAGAAAAACGAUGGAACCGGACACGAGUCACAUCCCUUGAAAUCGGAACACUCGAAGGUAUACUCAGACAUGGUGGAAAGCGAGCAGUUCGAGCUGUUGCACAAGUACCUGCUCGAUCACCUGCACAAGGCCGCGUACGACAAGGAAGGUGACCGCCGCCACGUGUCGGAGAAACGCCGUGCGCGAGAGACCGGGGUUCACUGGGGUCGCUGGGCAGUGCUUUCCAUGACUUUCAUGAGUGAGGAGAUGGAGAGGACCCGUAUCGAAACCUUGAAAUCUUUUCCCUCCGAAAGGUUCAUGGAACAGGUGCUGAGCGUAGGGUCCGAGGUUGAUGUGUCUGCUGAUCCAAAUUCUUCAGGUGUAGGUGACCUUGGUGCCGAUAAUGGGUCGGAGCUUCCGGUAGUCGAACUCGACGUGCCAAUCAACCUUUCCUCUCUUCUGAUGAUGUUGGAAACGAAAAAUUUGAACUACUUCGCGUACGACGGUUCGUUCACCCGUCCGGGAUGUGAGGAGACUGUGCGUUGGUAUGUGGCGAAGGAGUCGCUUCCAGUGUCAACUGAGUUGAUGCUGCAGAUACAUCGCAUGUUAAACCAGACGCGCGACCAAACCGCGCACUCCGCCCCUAUCAACAAGUACAGGGAACUACAGAACGUCAAUUCCAACCUGCAUAACUCCGGAAAGGUUCACCUUGUUCACGCAUACCCAAUGGAGUAUUUCAUCGCUGCAUCACUGGAUCACGCACGACAAACGCCAGUUCACCAUGAAUCAGGAUUCUACACUUGUUCAUUCGGCUUAUGGGCAAUAAUCGCUGCAGUUACACUUAUGUAUUUGUAA